AUGCGUGCUGCAGGAACGUUAAGCGUAGCAGCACUCCUGGCCUCGGCCACACAUGCCCUCAGCAUCCCGGACGACCAAGACAUCCCACCGACGCUAGACCUGGGCACGCUGGCAAACAAUUCCCUCUUCACUCGAUGGAGGCCGACCUACCACGUCGCCGCCCCAGCCGGCCACAUGAAUGACCCCUGCGGCCCCAUGUACGACCCACUACGGGACACCUACCACAUCUUCUACCAGUCCUUCCCGCAACACAUCAACUUCGGCAACACCACCUGGGGCCACGCCGUCUCCAAAGACCUAAUCACCUGGACCGACGUCAACAACUGGACCGCCCGCUCCUUCGUCGCCAUCGAGCCCGGCCCGGCCUUCAGCUACGACUGGCUCGGCGCCUUCUCCGGCGGCGCCGUCCCCCUCUCGCUCUCCGGCCAACCCGACGGCAACCUCACCCUCUUCUACACGGGCUCCCGCUCGGCGCCCGACUUCUGGCGCAAACCGUACAAGCCCAACUCCGAAACCCAAAACGCCGCGACGUCGUCCGACGGCGGCCGCACGUGGCACAAGUACGCCGGCAACCCGAUCCUCAACGGCGCGCAAGACUUCGGCUGGAACGUGACGGGCAUGCGCGACCCCAUCCCGGCGCGCAUGCCGGAGCUGGCGCGCGUGCUGGGGGAUGCGGAGGACACGUUCUACAUGACCAUCGGCAGCGGCAUCCGCGACGUCGGCCCGCGCGCGCCGCUGUGGAAGGCGCCGGGGGACAACCUGACGGACUGGGCGUUCCAGGGCUCGCUGUUCGAGGUGCCGGUGAACUACACGUGGGGCCCGGACCGCGGACGCACGGGGAACUUUGGCGGGAACUUUGAGAUGGCGACGUUUUACCCGUUGGUCGAGCGGGAGGAGUUCGGUGGGGAUAAUGAGACCAUCCACUGGGUCUACACGUUUGGCGCGGAGGGCUUCGAGAGCUUCGGGCACAACCUCAGCCACUGGUCGCUGUUCGCGCUCGGUGAUGUGUCCCGCCGGGAUAACGGCUCCGCGGCGUUCGAGAUCAAGGCGGCGGGCCCGGGCGAUUGGGGAAACAACUACGCCAUUAAUACUUUCUGGGACGAGAAGAAGCAGCGGCGCGUGGCGUGGGGCUGGUCCGACGAGGACUUCAACGGCUACGGCGUCAGCCAGAACGGGUACCAGGGCUCGCUGGUGCUGCCGCGUGAAGUGUACAUCCGCAAGGUGCGCGGUGUUGUAGCGCCGGCAUCGGGCGCGCCGGCGCAGAGCGCGGAGAUCUGGGAGCGUGAGGACGGCAAGCAGACGUACGCGGUGACGACGCUGGCGCAGCGGCCGCUGCCCGAGGUCGUGGCCGGCAUCCAGAAGGGCGAGAGGGCGGUUGGAGAUGUGCGGGUGGAUGGCGAGACGACGAUUGAUGGCUUGGCCAGCAAGGCGUAUCACUUGCAGGCGACGCUCGAGGAGUGGCCGAAGGACGGCCAGGUCGGGUUCAAGCUGCGCGCGUCGCCGGAUGGGCGGGAGUUCACGACCGUGUACUACACGCCGGCGAACAACACGCUCGUGCUCAACCGCAUCAACUCCAGCCUGAUCACUAACUUCACCCGCUCCAGCUUCAACGGCUACUUCGAGCCCUUCCUCCUCCCGUCCAACAGCUCUGCGUCCGGCGUGGCUCCGGAGCCCAUCACCUUCAACAUCUUCGUCGACGGCUCGCUGCUAGAAAUCUUCAUCAAUGACCGCCUCUCGCUGACGUCGCGCAUCUACCCGUCCAAGGCCGACGCGCUGGGCGUCGUGGCAGUGUCGACGGGCGGUGCUGCCGUGUUCAAGAAUGUGACGUUCUGGGAUAGCAUGGCGGACGUGUGGCCGCAGCGGCCGGCGAAUACGAGCGGCGAGCUGCACAUGGAUCCGUACUACGAGACGCAUGUCACCAUCGAGAAUGACUGGGUGCCGGUGGGGUAUCAGAUUUAUGAUGGGUAUUGA
Molecule: messenger RNA, 1971 nt
Organism: Lasiodiplodia theobromae
Lineage: Eukaryota; Fungi; Ascomycota; Dothideomycetes; Botryosphaeriales; Botryosphaeriaceae
Product: Glycoside hydrolase family 32
Exons: 2
Coding region: 1-1971 (656 amino acids)
Biological process (GO): sucrose catabolic process
Molecular function (GO): sucrose alpha-glucosidase activity
Source: RefSeq, a predicted model, not a curated record